This is a messenger RNA of Periconia digitata, 1733 nucleotides long. The record is from the annotation of a GenBank genome assembly. Lineage: Eukaryota; Fungi; Ascomycota; Dothideomycetes; Pleosporales; Periconiaceae.
UGUAACGAACUUCACUUUAUAUUAAAUUUCCACAAUAAUCCACGCUACUGCCUUCACUGUUCACAUAUGCGCUGUAUGCGAGGCCAAACGUUGUUGCGUAUAUUGUUUGUCACCGUUGUCGAGACGGAGGAGCCGCGGCCCGACGCCUCCGACCUUGCGUUGUCAUCGAUCCACCACCACCACCAUUCCAGCACUUUGCCUAGAAGACGACAUCAUCGCCAAAUCUCAAACAUGACAGCAAUGCCUGUGCCCGCUCAUUCGCCUCCCGACCUAUCCAAAUCCCUCCCUAAGCUCACACCCCGCAAACGAGGCCCCGUUCAACGCGAACCGCCCACUGCCCCUCCUCCGCCAACUCCCCCGCUCCCCUCGCCGCCAGACCUCCAAAACCACUCGUACAUCCGGCCGUCGCGACGCAUUCUUAGCCCAAGCGACCAUGCCCUUUUUCUCAAGAGUCCGACCUGCACGCUCGUCACUUCCUUCAUCUUCAACAUUUCCGAUAGCGUGAGGGACAAACCGCGAUCCAGCGUAGCCAAAGAGAACUUACCCUCAAUCAUCACCAAGAUCCUCCACAUUCUCGAGCAAGCCGAGCAAAUCCUACUCCAAUGCCCCCCAGAAGACACAGGCUCGCGCUUCGGAAAUCCUGUAUUCAGAACGUUCCUCGAUCAGAUCGGCACUGCGCUGCCCUCAUGGCAUACAUCUGGCCUUGGCCUCACCUCCGCCGCCCAAAUCGAAGAACUCUCCACAUACCUCCACCAUGCCUUCGGCAAUCGAUCACGCAUAGACUAUGGCUCAGGUCACGAACUCAACUUUUUUCUCUGGCUCCUCUGCCUUAACCGCCUCUCCCUCGUCCCUACAUCGGCAUUCCCCGCCCUCGCCCUCGUCGUGCUUCCUGCGUACCUCACCCUUAUGCGCAAGAUUCAGGCGAGCUACUACCUCGAGCCUGCGGGUUCCCAUGGCGUCUGGGGUCUCGACGAUUACCAGUUCCUACCGUUCCUGUUCGGCGCCAGCCAGCUACUACAUCACCCCUACAUCACGCCAAAGGCGGUCCACAAUACACUCACACUUGAGGAGGAGAGCCCGCAGUUCUUGUACCUUGAUCAAGUGGCGUUUGUCAAUAGCGUCAAGAACGUCGAUGGUCUGCGGUGGCACUCCCCUAUGCUCGACGACAUCUCGGCCGCCAAGUCGUGGGCCAAGAUCGAGGCGGGCAUGCGCAAGAUGUUCGUCAAGGAGAUCUUGGAGAAGUUGCCCGUCAUGCAGCAUUUCUUGUUCGGUUCGUUGAUUCCAGCGCAGCCUGAGAUGAGUCAUGAAGAGGAUUUUGGGCUGGCUGAUGAGGAAAAUGAGGAGGAAGGAGGUGAGGUUCAGGUCUUUGACGACGAAGAGGGGAAGAGACAUGUUCAUGCUAGUGUGGGUUGGGGGGAUUGUUGCGGUAUACGGGUGCCUGCUGCUAUUGGGGCGGAGGCUGAGGAGAGGAAGAUGGGCGCUGGGAAGAGGUUGAGGAGAGUGCCUUUUGAUUAAUCUCUCUGACUGGACAGUCGAGAAAUUUGAUGAAGAAAGGAGGGUUGCCAAUGUGCUGUGUGGGUGACUUUUUUCCUCUCCUGGUUCUUGUUAUGAGUAUGGAAUAUGAGUUUAGAUUUAGACAUAAAAAUAGUGGACAGUAUUUUUACGGCGUCAGUGGAUCUUCCAUACCGAUCCGGUCAAGUCAACAGGUCGAUGCAAGAAAAGUCUACCGAUGU